Molecule: messenger RNA, 252 nt
Organism: Ascochyta rabiei
Lineage: Eukaryota; Fungi; Ascomycota; Dothideomycetes; Pleosporales; Didymellaceae
Exons: 1
Coding region: 1-252 (83 amino acids)
Source: RefSeq, a predicted model, not a curated record
AUGCUGACCGUCAUCGAUAUGUCCAUCUACCAUCACCACAUCUGUGCCACGGGUGCUCUCAACGUUUCCAGCAUCGGAUCAAUGAGCUUGCUCGUGCUGCUUUGGCUGAUGGUCCCGACGCGUCUACUUCUUGCUCAUUUGGAACACUUUCUUCGGCCGCGACACGUUUACGUUUCCGACCACGUUUCUUCCCUGAUUCGCCUUCAUCUGCAAUACCAAAGGCAAAAGAGAAGUGGCCAAAGGACAAGAUAG